AUGUCAUCGUCUUCGGUUCCGAAUAACCCUUUUUUUCUGGGUACUCAGAUCCAAUCAUCAUCCACAGGAAGUGAUAGUCGCAGAAUAUCUUCUUCUCUAGUGGACGAAACCAGAAAGCUGGACGAAUACAAGCCACCGGAAGCAAAACGUCUUCGUAGUAACUUUUCAUCACCACAGAAAGCUGGAAUCUUAAAAGCUGCAACGAGAGCAUCAAUACCAAACAUGGAUGAAGCACCCGCUAAUGAAUGUGAUGCGAAAAAGUUUUCUGGAACUUUAAUGGAAUCGGAAGAACCAGUGCAUGAUGCUAGAAUUUAUAGGCGUUCAAGUAUAUUAACAAGAAAUGUGGCUCAAACCAACACUAAAAAAUUGGUUAUUCAUGGUUUUAAACAAAAUGUGCCAGGUAAUGCUGAAGAAAGUGAUCCUUUUGAAACUAAAUGGCAUCCGCUUGAAGUCGCAGUUUUGGCAAUACAAAAGAAGAUGAAAGCAGAAAUAUCUUUAGAGCAGCUUUAUGAAAUCUGUUGUGCUGAUCUCUCUUGUUUCAUGCUCGUGAAAUUCAUAGCGGUCAUUAAAUGA
Thelazia callipaeda (thelaziosis nematode) is the source of this 573-nucleotide messenger RNA. NCBI's taxonomy places the organism in Eukaryota, Metazoa, Nematoda, Chromadorea, Rhabditida, Thelaziidae. The record is from the annotation of a GenBank genome assembly.